This is a messenger RNA of Bombyx mandarina (wild silkworm), 1053 nucleotides long. It is a transcript of the gene Uqcc1, whose product is annotated as Ubiquinol-cytochrome c reductase complex assembly factor 1. Gene Ontology annotation, cellular component: mitochondrion. The record is from RefSeq and is a predicted model, not a curated record. Gene Ontology annotation, biological process: mitochondrial respiratory chain complex III assembly. NCBI's taxonomy places the organism in Eukaryota, Metazoa, Arthropoda, Insecta, Lepidoptera, Bombycidae.
UACAGACAGAAUUAAAAAUAAAAAGAGAAUUACACAUAACCCAUAUGUAAUUAUUCAGUAUUAUCACUAUUAUAUAUGUGUAUAAUCUAGAGUUAAGCCAUCGAAUACAUAAUACACUUAAAUAGAAUAGCUUGGGUACCAAUCCUAUUUAACGAAAUUCAGUGAAAUGAAACUUUUACGUUAAAUAAGGUUAACUUCUUAAAGAGCAAGUUUAUUAAUCAAUGGAAAUUAUCUCAAAGAAACAAAAAUGCUGAACAGCCGAGUAAUAGCCCAAGUAUUGUUACAACAACGACACAAAAUUCGAAAUAUUUGUAACCCUGGAAUCAUCAAGUGCAAUAAGAUUUAUCGAGAACACAGCACAGUUGCUGCUGAAGAUAGCUAUGUAAAGAAGUUUAUGAAAGCCGUCGGAUGGAUGGAUCAGGACAGAACUCGUUUAAAACUUACAGGUUAUUUUCUAUAUGAAAGUAUUCAUGCUAAUAUUGUUUAUGAAGAAUGGUUUGAAAAGCUUGAACUUCCUGAUACCCUUGCCUCCUGGUUUAGCAUAACAGAACUACAUGUGUGGUUGUUGAUGGUCAGAUACAUGGCUGAGGACAUAGCUCAUACAGCCAAAGAGAAGAAAACAUAUGUUAAAGGCGAUGGUCAUUUUGUCAGGAAUUGCAUAGUGGAAGCACUGUGGGCUGAUGUUUCUAGUAGGAUUAAGCUAUUAGAGGGUGCAAAUCCAUCAAUUGCAAAGAAACAAGUAUCAGAGCUCUCUGAACAAUUUCAAGCUGCCCUUGUAGCUUACGAUGAAGGUCUUAGUGAUGAUAAAAUUUUAGCAGCAGCAAUAUGGAGAAGAUUUUAUUCAUUAUCAGAAAAUACAGAUGUUGAAAAUGUAGAGAAAAUUGUCAGUUUUAUCAGGCGUCAGAUAUUAAUAUUAGAUAAAAUAUCCAGUGAAGAUCUAAAAUGGAAACCUGAAAUACCUUGGUUGAAAAUUACUGGCUAGUAUUUGAAAUAAAACAAGUUAAAUUAUUUUUGAAAAUGUUGUUGCGAAUAGAAUAAUAUAUAAGAACCGUU